Messenger RNA from Trichoderma atroviride IMI 206040, 547 nucleotides. RefSeq lists its product as uncharacterized. Lineage: Eukaryota; Fungi; Ascomycota; Sordariomycetes; Hypocreales; Hypocreaceae. The record is from RefSeq and is a predicted model, not a curated record.
AUGCGCUUCAGGCAGUCAAAAUCGGCCCCUCAGCAGCGAGCUGUUUUUGUCAUCUCUUGGGGCCGAACCGCCACAAGUUCCUCGAGCUUCCACAAAUGUCUGCUGGUCGCAAACGAAGCAGACGAGACCGUUUCACUCACCACGACCGGUACCUAUUUCGAUUGGGGCUCAAUCGUGGAUAAGCAAAAAGUAACGAAAAACAACCCGCCACGCGUAAAGGCGUUUGACUUUGAAAAGGGCGAAAAGUUUGCCCCCUCGUAUGUGUUCAAGGGCAUGACAGUCUGGUCAGAUAGAAAGAUUGCCAAAUUCAGCAGUCACUACGAUGUAGUCUAUAAUAACUGUCGUGAUGUGACGGAGAUGACAGCAGCUACCGUACUGGGCCAACAUGACGAGGAUAAACUUGAAGAAAAGAUAAAAAACUAUGGCACUUGGCCCUCUGUUUUGGCUGCAGCUACUAUGCCCUUUAGCCCGGGAUACAGGGUUCCGAGUUGAGUUGGCGAUUCUUAGAAGAGGGCAUACAGCACCUAUGAUCUAUCCAAGAUGAAGC